Molecule: messenger RNA, 1232 nt
Organism: Ceratina calcarata
Lineage: Eukaryota; Metazoa; Arthropoda; Insecta; Hymenoptera; Apidae
Gene: Vha26
Product: V-type proton ATPase subunit Vha26
Exons: 5
Coding region: 192-872 (226 amino acids)
Biological process (GO): proton transmembrane transport
Cellular component (GO): proton-transporting two-sector ATPase complex, catalytic domain
Molecular function (GO): proton-transporting ATPase activity, rotational mechanism
Source: RefSeq, a predicted model, not a curated record
CGGGACGUGUCGGUUUUCUGAACGCGACGCCCGUGUCGGUCAUAUGAUCGUUGUCGCUGACCGAAGAUACCGUCGUUCGUAGGCGUUGACUCCUCGACGAAAGUUUUUUCGGCUCCUGUGUCACUUGCUGCGCGUCGUCGAACCCACGACUUUCCUGCUGAACGACCGACGACCCGUCCCACCGCAUCGAAAUGGCGUUGAGCGACUCGGAUGUGCAGAAACAGAUCAAGCAUAUGAUGGCCUUCAUCGAGCAGGAGGCCAACGAGAAGGCCGAGGAGAUCGAUGCUAAGGCGGAGGAAGAGUUCAACAUCGAGAAAGGUCGUCUGGUUCAACAACAGAGGCUCAAGAUCAUGGAGUACUACGAGAAGAAGGAGAAACAAGUGGAGCUUCAAAAGAAGAUUCAGUCGUCCAACAUGUUGAACCAGGCUCGUCUGAAGGUUCUCAAAGUCAGAGAGGAUCACGUGCGCAACGUCCUCGACGAAGCUAGGAAGAGGUUGGGAGAAGUGACGCGCGACCCCGCCAGAUACGGAGAGAUUUUGAAGUUGCUCAUCGUCCAAGGCUUGUAUCAGCUCACCGAGAGCCACGUCACCGUCCGCGUGCGUCAAGCGGACGUUCCUCUCGUCGAGUCCAUCUUCGACGAGGUCCGAGAUACUUACGCUCAACUCACGCGCAAAGACGUCACCUUGAAGGUCGACCAGGACAACUUCCUUCCUUCCGACGGCUGCGGCGGAGUAGAUUUGAUCGCGGGAAGAGGACGCAUCAAAGUCAGCAACACUCUGGAGACCAGGUUGGAAUUGAUAGCGCAGCAACUGGUACCGGAUAUACGUUCUGCCCUCUUCGGACAGAAUCCCAAUCGCAGGUUCAACGAUUGAAGCCCUUUCUCUCUCGCUGCCGCUGCCGCCGGCGCCGGCGCCGCUUCCUCUCCCUCGCGUUCUUUUCGUUCUUCGCUUCGCGUCCUCGUGUUCGCGAACGGACGUUCCUUUCUUUCGAGCGCGACGCGACCGCUCGGAAUUUUCGCUGCGUAGAACGUAGACUCUGUCGUUGUUGUUGCGAUCGUCGUUGUUCGCGCUCGCGAACAGAGGGAGAGAGAGAGAGAGAGCCAAGUUGUAAAUUAUCUACCCUAUAAAUCCAUGUGCAUACGUGUGUACGCGUGCAUCUGUAAACGCGCGCGUGAUACUCCCGUUCUUCGGACGUGUCUCUAACUAACAAUAAAGUAUUUUAUGUGAACCCGA